AUCCUGGCAUCCCUCUCUGGCCACGUCAAAGAGCAAGUCCGCAUAUAUACUGAAAGCGGACCACAUUCCGAUAGAUGCAAGUGUCGAGGAAAAUAACCCUACGAAGCUGCUCCGAUGCUUGCGCUAUACACCUUUCGUUACGUCUCUGGGGAGAAUAUACCCCGCAUACCAAAGACAAGCUACAGACGGAAGCAAUACCGGCGCAUCUACGCCACGUGUGCUGUCGAUGACGGCGAGAGCAAGCAUCUCGCUCUCUCGCCAAACUCCACCAUUUCAAUACCUGCACGCAAUACAUCCACUGUACACACCCGGCUCUAUGCGGAGCACAAAAACACGAGCGACGAGCUUAUAGCAUCCAAAGAUUUCUCGGUGCAGGAAGUUCUGUUUGAUCAACCUUUUCGACUUGAUCUUGCGGACGAGCAAAGCGCCUCGAACGUAUCGAUUCAUCUGACUCUGAGGAUCACGACUGAAGACGUUGGUAUUAUAGACUCUGCUCAGCUUACCACGGUGUUCUCCUUGUCCGACAAGUGGAAGAGAAUGGAUAAGUAUGUACGACUGGCACUUCAGAUUGGUAGUGUACCUGCAGAGAUCAACCCAAUCUCCAAGGCAAUCCUCAAGCUCUUGAGCAUCGGUGCAGAUGAGUUCUUCAGGAGACUCGAACGUAACGAUGCCGUCCUAUCGCUCGUGGAGGAGAUGGGUCAGGCGAGCGAGUACGCUCUCAAUCUAGACGAUCCGAUUGCUCGAGCUCAGAGGAUCAAGCAAAAAGCCGCCCGCGAUGCGCUCAUAAUGCAUAUCUAUCGCUGCUUGAUAUUUCUACGAAAUUUAACCAGCUCGGGCAUGACCGCUCGUCUGUCUUCUGGCACAAAUGCCGAAGUCGAGGAACUGAUCAAAGGCCUGAAGGCGUGCGCGAAGGCUGUUGAGCGUAAAGGCCACAUGGAUACCCAGCUGUCCAUAUUCAGGACAGAGCGGCUGGCGAAAGAGAUCGUCGACGAGAGAACACUGGAGCGCCUUCCUUAUGCGAAGGAGGUACAUGCUGGCACGACUAGCAGUUGCCUUCCCGGCACUCGGGUCAAUCUGCUCCGCGAGAUCGAGGACUGGGCUUUCGACCCUGACGGCCAACGAGCGCUUAUCUUGUAUGGCGCAGCGGGGAAAGGCAAGUCGGCCGUCGCCCAUGCCGUUGCGAUGCGUCUCAGAGGCAUGGGGACUUAUGCACCUUUCUUUGCCUUUGACCGGACCGCUCGCGAUCGAGAGGCCUACCAGCUACUACCGACGCUUGCUGUGCAGCUCGCGCGCCGAAACAAGGAAUGCCACGAUAUCUUGUGCAAGAUGGAAGCCGACGAUCUGUCAACGCGCGAUAUCAAAGACCAAUCGGACCGGCUGGUUGUUGGCCUGCUACCAGUCGUCUUGAUCUUGACGCCACUUGUACUGGUAAUUGAUGCUCUCGACGAGUGCCCGAACGAAGACGCGACGGACGAAACUCGCAGCUUGCGUCUAGCUGCUGAUCGCAGAACGCUUCUCGAGACUCUCAACGCUCUCAUCGCUGACGAACGCUUACCACGCAACGUUCGAUUGUUGAUUACUACUCGACCCGACGACGACAUACGGCUAUACGUUGCGCACCCCACGCCACUACUCAAGCUCUGCUCCAUCGACGGUGCCGAAGACACGGAUCGGGAUAUCCGGCUAUUCGUGGAGGAGAAGCUAUCGCGCACUGCCGUCAGUGGCAUGAUAGACGACGUCGUUGCCGCAUCGCAAACUCUUUUCGAAUGUGCUGCCCUGCUCUGCAGAGAGCUGACGAAGGUGCGCAAACCGAGAGUCGUGUUGCGCCGUGAUGAUCUCGUUGCGCGCGUCAUGCGCAAUCCGGGCCAGGCAUUAUACACGACCUACCGUGCGAUAUUAGAAUCUCACUUCGACGUCGACGAUGUCGAGGUCAUGGCUGCCUACAGGCGCAUUCUCGCUUGGAUACUACUCGCGGAAACCCCGCAGAGGCGGGAGACAUUCUCUGAAAUUGCCGAAGUCCUCCUUUCCGGGUUUGACGUCGAUGACCUCUUCUCUGGACUAGGAUCACUCUUGAUGGGCACCGUUGCAGGGAGCCAGCACCCAGUACGCGCUCUUCAUACCUCCUUCCAUGAUUUCGUCCUCGACAGUGAUGCCAGCGGUCCAUUUGCCAUUUCUCUUCGCGCCGAGUCGCACCUGGACCUCGUGGACGCGUGUCUCCAGAUCCUCAAUAGCGGUUUGCGCUUCAACAUCUGCUGUCUGCCUUCCUCAUUCGAUCUCAACGAUGCUAUUCUUGAUCUGCCCCAGCGAGUGAACGAGCACGUCUCUCCGGGCUUGCAGUACGCGUGCCGUGCCGCCGCUAGUCAUCUCGUCCACAGCACAGGUGCGAAGCCAGGCGCUCGCAUGCCACGCAUUCGACGCAGCGUCGAGCGCUUCUUCGAGGAGAAACUCUUGUUUUGGAUGGAGGCGUGCAGCUGUAUGCGAUUGGGACCCGAUGUUCCCACCGCAGAGCUGCAGCGAUAUCUUGUUUGGAUCAAGAACAAUAACGCAGAGGGACUCGAGGCUCUAGCGAGGGAUGCCAUCAAGUUUGACAAUCGCUUUCGGGACGCUAUCGCAGCCUCUGCGCCCCAAGUCUAUAUCAGCGGAUUGGUCUUUUUGCCGCGCCGAUCGCAGGUCCGCCGCGCAUACAGAAGAUCAUUCUCGCACUUGUGCAAGCUCGCAGGGAACGCGCCGGAGGACGACUGGCCGCCAGGCGAGCCUUUCAUUAUUCACACUCCUGCGGAGGUACUCGCGAUGUCCAUCUCGCCGGAUGGUCAAUACAUUGCAUCAGGCUUAAAAGACGGCACUGUAUGCGUGUGGGGUGCGAUCACGGGUCGGCAGGUCGGAGCUGCGCACAGAGGGCAUGAAGAUAUCGUGAGCGCUGUCGCCUACUCGCCAAACGGAGAAGUCAUUGCUUCGGCAUCCAAGGACCGUACAAUACGCUUAUGGGAAGCUUCGACUGGCAUGCAGAUUUGCGGCACCCUCACGGGGCACACACAUCAUGUCUACUCCGUCGUGUUCUCACCCGAUGGCAAGCGCUUGGCCUCUGCUUCGAAUGACUGCACCGUUCGAUUGUGGGAUCCUGCGAUCGGGAAGCAGAUUGGCUUGACGAUGGGUGCGCACACGAAGUCUGUUUGGUCCGUCGCGUUCUCGCCCGAUGGCAAGGUCCUCGCUUCUGGAUCAGAGGAUUGUACUAUCCGACUAUGGGACACAGCUACUUGCCAACAACUCGGCGAGCCUCUUCGUAGCCAGUAUGAGAGCGUCACAUCUGUUGCGUUCUCUUGCGACGGCAAGCAUCUCAUGACAUGCACAGGCAAUACUACCGUUCGAAUCUGGGAUGUCGCAUCGAGGCAGCAGGUCCGCGAGGCGUUGGGACAUGGCGCAUGGCCGGUCUCUAUCGCCUUCUCGCCAGAUGGCAGCCGAGUCGCGUCGGGCGCUCUGGAUGACUCGGUUCGGCUGUGGGAUGUCGAAAGUGGAUGCCAAGUCGGGGAGGCGCUCGAGGGACACGAUGACGCUGUUACUGCUGUUGCGUUCUCGCCGGACGGCACGCACAUCGUAUCUGGCUCGACGGACUGCACGAUCAGGAUCUGGGAGCUCCCGAGCGUCCAGCACAAGUCGCCUCCCAAGCAUCAUAAUCGCCAGGACAUUUGUCUGAGUAUCACCUUCUCCCCGGAUGGCAGGCUUAUCGCCUCUGCCAUGCUCGACGGCACUAUCGUACUCUGGGACGCGUCUACGGGGCAGCAGGUUGGCUACGUUCUUCGAGGUCACGAGGACAGGGUCACCUCGGUCUCGUUCUCACCAGAUGGCCGGUAUCUCGCUUCGGGAUCCUUCGACUGCACUGUGCGCUUGUGGGAUGUAGGUACUGGGCAGCGCGUGGGCGCCGUCAGACGGGAGCCUAGCGAUGUCCAUCGUGUGCACCACGUCACGUUCUCCCCUGACGGCAAGCACGUCUUGUCGGGAUCGGACUACGGCUCGCUCAGAAUAUGGACCGCCGCGGUGAAAACACAGGGGUACAAAGUUCGCACUAUCUGGCCUUCCGACUCGAUGAACGCGGUUCUCUCUGCGGCGUACUCUCCAGACGGGAGCCGCAUCGCUUGCGCGGUGCAGAACGACCCGGGUGUUCACCUUUGCGAUGCUUCGUCGGGAAGCCGUGUAGGCACAGCGUUCAGUGGACAUAGUGGCACCAUCACUGUCGUGGCUUACUCGCCGGAUGGCAAGCUGCUCGCUACCGGCUCAGAGGACCAUACCGUGAGAGUAUGGGAUGCCAUGACUGGUCAUCCGGUCGUCGACGCGCAGACAGGCCAUGCCGCCGCGAUCACAUACGUCUCGUUCUCUCCAGAUGGCGGGCGCGUCAUCUCCUGCGCCAACGAUGGCACUAUCCGAGUCUGGGACACGAUGACGGGGAAGCAGAUCGGAUCAGCCCUCAGAGGCCACUAUGCGGCGGUCGACUCGGUCGCCUUCGCGCCAGACGGACGGCACGUCGUGAGCAGUGCCGUCAACUGCUCAGUGAGGAUGUGGGAUACGCGCGCCGACGAAGAGGACUGGAUUAGGCGCCACUCAGAGUCAGCCCCACCAGGCCAGACUAUGGACCCACCGCGUAGCAACUUUGAGUUGGCUUCAAACCUGUCCCUCGAUGAUUCGGGCUGGCUGAAGGCGGGCUCGGCGCAUGUGCUCUGGGUGCCACAACACUUGCGUCGCCUGCGCUUCGCGUGUUCUCCACAACAUGUGAUGUUCAUCCCUCCGACUCAGCCCCACGUCGAUAUCGAUGUUUGCGACGCUGCGCUUGGGCGAGAUUGGGCUCAGAUCUUUGUAUCGGGUUAACGAUCGUCAAAGAAAAUGACGUGUGAUAGAUCCUUGUGUAUGAUUCGAAGCACCCAAGUACAUCUAGAAAAUUAUAAGGCGUAGGCAUUCAGUCCGUCAUUAUGUCCCUCAAAGUCGUCUUAGGGGGUUAUUCCUGCCGUGAAGUCAUCGUUCACCCCGUAGGGAGACAUCGCGCGAGCGUAAGCCAUAUACCAUACGGUUCCGCCUACGUCUUAUGCGCAUACCGGCUCUUCGACCGGAUUUUCUUCCCGUAGUACCAGAAGAUCCACGGCCUGAAAGUAGUCUCGUCAGCAUACGAUCACAUGAGAGGUCGAGGUCACUCACGCAGGACAACCGACGAUGAUCGCCACGAAAGCUAACAGCGUAUCCCCCCACCCCAC
This is a messenger RNA of Schizophyllum commune H4-8, 5237 nucleotides long. Its product is annotated as WD40 repeat-like protein. Gene Ontology annotation, molecular function: protein binding. NCBI's taxonomy places the organism in Eukaryota, Fungi, Basidiomycota, Agaricomycetes, Agaricales, Schizophyllaceae. Gene Ontology annotation, biological process: negative regulation of transcription by RNA polymerase II. The coding region runs from base 115 to 4857 and encodes 1580 amino acids. Gene Ontology annotation, cellular component: nucleus; transcription repressor complex. The record is from RefSeq and is a predicted model, not a curated record. The transcript has 10 exons.